GGGGGUGGGGGGCGGGGCCGGCCCGAUCCCGGUGACCUUGCGGGGAGGGGCGGACAGACGGACCCGGCACCAUGCGGGGAGCGAGAGCGGCCCCCGGGCUCUGCCUGCGGCUCCUGCGCCGCCCCCCCCGCGGCUCUGGGGGGCCCUUGGCCGGGACAUACCCCACCCCCCUGCCCUACGCCACCUGUCUGUACAGCACCCAUGCUGCCGAGGCUGUGCUGGAGAAGGCUGGAGCAGGGACGGCUUCUCCGACAGUAUCCAAGACCAAGUCCCUGCUGGGGGAGUCGAAGUCUUUCGCCAUGGGGAUGUUCCAGGGUCGGAUGACCACGGAGCAGGUGUUCCCCUACCCGUCAGUGCUGACCGAGGAGCAGGGCCAGUUCUUGAAGGAGCUCGUGGGACCCGUCAGCCGUUUCUUCCAGGAGGUGAACGACCCGGCGGCGAACGACUCGCUGGAACGAGUGGAGGACCGGACCAUGCAGGGGCUGAAGGAGCUGGGGGCCUUCGGGCUGCAGAUCCCCCCCGAGCUGGGGGGUCUGGGGCUGAGUAACACCCAGUACGCCCGGCUGGUGGAGAUCGUGGGGCUGCACGACCUCGGCGUGGGGAUCACGCUGGGGGCCCAUCAGUCCAUCGGCUUCAAGGGGUUGCUGCUCUACGGGACGCCCCAGCAGAAGGAGAAAUACCUGCCCCGGCUGGCCACAGGAGAGACCAUCGCCGCCUUCUGCCUGACGGAGCCGGCCAGCGGCUCGGACGCCGCCUCCAUCCGCACCACCGCCCGGCCCAGCCCCUGCGGCGCCUACUACACCCUGGACGGGGGCAAGAUCUGGAUCAGUAACGGCGGGCUGGCCGACCUCUUCACCGUCUUCGCCAAGACCCCCGUAAAGAACGAGGCGACGGGCGAGGCGAAGGAGAAGGUCACGGCCUUCAUCGUGGAGCGAGCGUUCGGGGGGGUCACCCACGGCCCCCCCGAGAAGAAGAUGGGGAUCAAGGCGUCGAACACGGCCGAGGUGCACUUCGAGGGCGUGCGGGUGCCGGCGGCGAACGUGCUGGGGCCGCCGGGCGCCGGCUUCAAGGUGGCCAUGAACGUCCUCAACAGCGGGCGGUUUGGCAUGGCGGCCGCGCUGGCCGGGACCAUGCGGGGCGUCAUCGGCAAGGCGGUGGAGCAUGCAGCCAGUCGCACCCAGUUUGGGGACAAAAUCCACAAUUUUGGAGCCAUCCAGGAGAAGCUGGCACGUAUGGCCAUGCUGCACUAUGUCACUGAGUCCAUGGCGUAUAUGAUCAGCGCUAACAUGGACCAAGGAGCGGCCGAUUUCCAAACGGAGGCAGCCAUCAGCAAAAUCUUCGGCUCGGAAGCUGCCUGGACGGUGACGGAUGAGUGUAUCCAGAUUAUGGGCGGCAUGGGCUUCAUGCAGGACGCCGGCGUGGAGCGGGUGAUGCGGGAUCUCCGGAUCUUCCGGAUCUUCGAAGGGACCAACGACAUCCUGCGGCUCUUCGUGGCUCUGAACGGCUUCCAGAACGCCGGGAACCAGCUGCGGAGGCUGCAACAAGCCCUGAAAAGCCCCGUGGGGAACGUGGGGCUGCUGGCGCAAGAGGCCACCCGACGUCUCCGCAGGAAAGCCGGGUGGGGCUCCGGGAUCACCCUGAGGGACGUGGUGCACCCCGACCUGGACCCCAGCGCCGAGCAGCUGGUGCGCGGGGUCGAUCUCUUCGGGGCCACGGUGGAGGAGCUGCUCCUGAAAUACGGCAAGAAAAUUGUGGACGAGCAGUUCGUGCUGAAGCGGGUGGCGGACGGGGCCAUCGAUCUCUACGCCAUGGUGGUGCUGCUGUCCAGGGCGUCGCGCUCCCUGGCCCAGGCCCAGCCCACCGCCCAGCACGAAAAGCUGCUCUGCGAGACCUGGUGUGAGGAGGCCUACGAGCGCCUCACGGCCACCCUUAGCCCGCUGAGCUCAGACGGCGCCCGGCACACCUUCCGGCAGCUGCGGAGCAUCUCCCGGGCCGUGGUGGAGAGCGGGGGUGUGGUCUCCCCCAACCCCUUGGGCUUCUGAGCCCCGACGCAGCUCCAGCGGGGACAGGGGAGACGUGCCUGGGACACUCUGACCCCCAAACUGGCCCCUUCCACUUCCCGGCAUACACCUCUGCCCUCUCCCUGAAGCAUCUGGGAACGGAGGGGGGGGCAAUUAGUGGGGUACUGUACCCCUUUCCCUUCCCCCAAUACGCCCAGCCUAACAUGCUACCUCUGGGAUAUAGCUCUUCUGCUGAGGAAAUGCCUUAAUGUGCCCCUGUUGGAGGAGGGGGAAUGUCUGUUUCGAGGCUCCCUCAAGGACGGGAAAUGUCUGUUUCGAGGCUCCCCGAGGAGGGGGGAAAUGUGUCUUUUGAGGCUACUCUGGAGGAAGCAGCGGGAUCUGCCCUGUAGGAGGAGAGAAAUGUCUACCCUGGAGGAGGGGGGAACUACCCGGGGAGGUGGAAUGUCUUUUUCAAGGCUCCCCCAAGGAGGGGGUAAAUGUCUGUUUCGAGGCAGCCCCAUGAAGGGAAAUGUGAGUUACAAAGGUCCCCUCUCCCCCCUGGGGAUAGAUCUGAGCUUUAAUCAGCCAUAGCUGCGUUAUGUUCCCCUGAUGACGGGUCGGUUUUAGGGUGGGGGAGGUGCCAGGCUGGUGGGGGCGGGGGGGUUGCCCACAAAUCUUGCACCUGUGGGAGAAAACCGGGCACCCCGACACUGCUGCCCUCCAAGCAGGGGUGCCCCCAGAAAUGGGGCUCCCCCGAUCCCAGCCAGCAUCAGCCCGGCCCGGCUGCUGUUUCCUUGUCGGUAAUAAAUCAAACAUUUUGGAGGA
This is a messenger RNA of Mauremys mutica (yellowpond turtle), 2825 nucleotides long. It is a transcript of the gene ACADVL, whose product is annotated as acyl-CoA dehydrogenase very long chain. Lineage: Eukaryota; Metazoa; Chordata; Testudines; Geoemydidae. Gene Ontology annotation, molecular function: very-long-chain fatty acyl-CoA dehydrogenase activity; fatty-acyl-CoA binding; flavin adenine dinucleotide binding. Bases 72 to 2042 code for a protein of 656 amino acids. The transcript is spliced from 20 exons. The record is from RefSeq and is a predicted model, not a curated record.